AUGCUGCAAGUGAAACAACAGACAACAGUAAAAUCCGAAAGAAAGAACUUGGUGUUUGACAGAACCCAGGACUUCUUCAAAUCGUACAGCAAGUUCUUGGUGGUGGACAUGACCAACAUUUCGUCAAACCAGUGCCAGAAGAUCAGACAGGAUCUGAGGGGGAAGGGCGAGUUCCUAAUGGGAAAGAACACGACAAUCAAGAACGCGCUCAAGAGGAUUUCCGAGGAGCGCGAAGAGCUUAAGGGAGUGGAGAACGUUAUUAAGAACAACGUGGGCCUUGUGUUCACCAACGGGUCUCUGAGCGAGAUCGAAGACGUCUUUGAAAAGAACAAGCUGCACGCAGUUGCAAAGCCUGGGGACCUCUCGCAGUGCGACAUCUGGAUUGAGCCAGUGCUUACAGGGCUGGACCCGGGAAAGACCUCGUUCUUCCAGGCUCUUGGAAUUGCAACAAAGAUCACAAAGGGAAAGAUCGAGAUUCUAUCAAGGUGCAGCGCCUUGACCGAGGGAAAGAGAGUUGGACACUCUGAGGCAGCCCUGCUGUCUCUCCUGGGAGUCACCCCGUUCGUGUACAAGAUGAAGGUUGUGCACGCAUACUCAGACGGAAAGUUCUUUGACGUUGAGUACCUGAAGAUGACAACCGAGUCUGUCGAAAACAUGGUGAAGUCUGCCGUAAGUACGCUGGCCGCCAUGGCUUUGGGAGCUGGAUACGUAACCGAGUCAACCGCCUCGCAGGAGGUGCAGAUUGGCGCCAGAAACAUCAUGGCCCUUGCGGCCGCGGCAGAGUACGACAUGCCAGAGCUUGCCUCGCUUCUUAAGAAAUAA
Nematocida major is the source of this 822-nucleotide messenger RNA. RefSeq names its product large subunit ribosomal protein LP0. The record is from RefSeq and is a predicted model, not a curated record. The coding region runs from base 1 to 822 and encodes 273 amino acids. Gene Ontology annotation, cellular component: cytosolic large ribosomal subunit. NCBI's taxonomy places the organism in Eukaryota, Fungi, Microsporidia. The transcript has a single exon. Gene Ontology annotation, molecular function: structural constituent of ribosome; large ribosomal subunit rRNA binding. Gene Ontology annotation, biological process: cytoplasmic translation; ribosomal large subunit assembly.